Molecule: messenger RNA, 2026 nt
Organism: Amoebophrya sp. A25
Lineage: Eukaryota; Dinophyceae; Syndiniales; Amoebophryaceae
Source: the annotation of a GenBank genome assembly
CGAUGUACGCAAGUGGUACGUGUUUGGCCGCUUUGGGAAACUGCUUUUUUCCGAAGGUUGCGGAAGAAAUGCAGGAAAGCCCGCAACUACGGUGGCUGCUACUCGCUGUAUGGGAAGGAUUUCGAUUUACUAGUGGGGAAGUGGUUGAUAGUACUAACAUAAUGUUGAGUUGGAUCUGGAAAGGUCAAUAGUGCUUGGGUAGGGUAUUGACCAUUACUCAACAUUGCGUAUAGCUGAAACAGUGCCCAGCCCAGCCAUCUUCAGAUAGCGAAAAAAGUGAUCUACUAUGGACCUAAUAUUUCUACUUAGUGCACGUGUAAGUUACCUCAACGCGAUGGAUUGUAAAACUGUUCUAACCCUCUACGGCACGGGAGUUGCUGGUGCUACGGUGUACCUUCCAUGCGCAUUCUCGGUACAGCAAAGGGUCGCUCCAGACGCCCCUUUCCAUUUUUUUCUCUUAUGAAGAGUAACUCUCCUACUUUUGUUCUCCGUCCAUAGACUACUGAAAAGAUGCAUCUCAUCUCAGAAGUAGAUCGAUUAUUACUAAUGUGCUUUUUCCAAUCAUGGAUAAGUAUAAUGUUGCUCUUCAUGGAGGUAUGACGAUGACCAAAACCGGAAUGUAUCUAUAUGUGGGGAUCUUCAUGGAGGUAUGACCAAAACCGGAAUUUUUCUAUAUGUGGGCUCUAAUUUUCGACUUGCUGGUCGCUGAGUGCGCUGGAAAGCUGUUUGGUAAGCUUUUAGCUGAACGCAUCUUGACAGUCGAUGAGCAGAACAUUAGAUUAAGGCGUUGGUGCAUCUUUCUUGACUGCGUCCUUGAAUAGUAUACUAGGAACAAGUUAAAAAAGCUGUAGUACUUGUAAGUGACGUAUCCAUCGGAGCUGCAUCUCCCUAUCCCUUCGCUAUUAUUCCUCAAGGACGACGCAGUUGAAAGAUGAAGUGCGCAGCGGUCUAAUUAGAAGAGAUGCUAGUGUCUACGAAAGAGAUUCCAGCACCACGACAAGAAGGCUUUCUUCUACAUCUUCACGUAGGGCCACAACGAGUCGACCUUCUUCCACCACUAGAGGCCAACAAAAAUCUUCUUCCUCAUCUAGAAGAGAUCUCGCGUCUUCGAGUAGUAGACGAGAGGAGUCCUCUCGUCGACAAAGCAAUUAUGCUCAAAGAGAAGAACAACCAGAACCAGACCGAUUUUCACGGAGUACCAAGAUAGCAGACGUCAGAGGUGAAGGGGAGGCGGAAGCAAGUGAAGAUAUAAUAGCACAGGUGGAAGGAGGAGAGGACAUGGAAAUUGGUGGAACCUUUGCAUAUGGCUUACUUUCGUGGUUAGUGUUUUAGAACAACUGCAACUGCUCGAUGCCAUGAGGGUGAAUGGCUCUUUUCCAACAACAUGUUCAUCUCUUACCAACAAGAGCACUUCGAAGUUUUCCAUUGCCAGACGAACUUCAACAAGAGUCGAACUCCUACAACUACAACAUAUGCUUACUCUAUUAUGUACAGAAAAUCUUCAUACAGUAGAUACAGAUACAUUCUGCUGCUCUUCAAGGGGCAAGCUCAUCUUUACCUUCUAACCACCAGUCGACCCAGAGGAUGAGGAACUGAAAAAGUUUCCAGAUUUUGUGAUACCACAUCGCGUUGCCUGUGCCUCUCUGAUGUUUGGCUACGGUCUGAUGAUCUUUUCAUCUUCGCAGAAUUUCUUUAUCUUCGCCGUCUUCUUCGUGGAAGCAGGGUUGGCGGCGUUUCUACCGAUUGCUAAUUUAUGAUCACAGUCGUGAGUAAUGUCCUUAUUGCUUAUUUUUGACCUGAUGGGUUGAAACAGGAUGGAUUUCAACUUUUAUAGUACUGGCAGAGUACUGUACCAGACUCUAGUGCUGUAUGGUGGUGCAACAUUUUUAGAAUCAGAACGAAUGAUCGCCGCUGCAGACACGUUGCAGUACUAUAGUACGUCCAGACUUCAGUACUUGACACGACCACUGAGUCAUUUUCCAGAUGAGUCACCGUCUCUAAGAAGCGCAGUAGUCCAAGAAUUGAC